Molecule: messenger RNA, 7410 nt
Organism: Stegodyphus dumicola
Lineage: Eukaryota; Metazoa; Arthropoda; Arachnida; Araneae; Eresidae
Gene: Gprk2
Product: G protein-coupled receptor kinase 2
Biological process (GO): protein phosphorylation; regulation of signal transduction; signal transduction
Cellular component (GO): cytoplasm
Molecular function (GO): G protein-coupled receptor kinase activity; ATP binding
Source: RefSeq, a predicted model, not a curated record
UCGCUGUGCAGUAAACUGGGCACAUCUUUCAUUAAGUCGCAGACGUACGGUUGCGUAGGGCAGAUUUUUGAAAUACGUUUGCUGGUGCGUGUGUGUGGGUUCUUAGUGAAUCCACUUUCUUUGGAUUUACCACGCUGGAACUAAUGGAAUUAGAGAAUAUUGUUGCUAAUACGGUGUAUUUGAAGGCUAGAGAAGGUGGUGCUGAUAGCAACAAAGGGAAAAGCAAAAAAUGGAAAAAAAUUCUACAGUUUCCUCAUAUUUCACACUGUAUAGAUCUAAAGAACAAAAUAGAUUGCAGGUAUUCUUAUGUUGUAGAACAGCAGCCUAUUGGGCAUCAAUUGUUCAGGCAAUUCUGCGAAACAAAGCCCCAUUAUAGUAAAUGUAAUGACUUUCUAGAUAUAGUGGAUAUAUAUGAAGUACAGUUAGACGAGGAUAGAGCAGAUGUUGCUCAGGAGGUCUUCAGUAAAUAUUUAAGCAAAGAUUCCAGUGAAUUCGUAGAUGUUGUUAAUGAAGAUCUGAUAGAAAGAUGUCAUGCAAAUCUCCAAACGGCCAGCAGAGAUUUGUUUACUGAGUGUGCAAGGGCUGUCAAAGAGUUCUUGUCUCGGGAGCCAUUUAAAGAGUUUGAAAACAGCAUGUACUUUCAUAGAUACUUGCAGUGGAAAUGGCUAGAGAGCCAGCCAGUGACAGCAAAAACCUUCCGAAUGUACCGUGUCUUAGGAAAGGGUGGUUUCGGUGAGGUCUGUGCUUGUCAGGUGAGAGCUACAGGAAAGAUGUAUGCAUGCAAGAAAUUGGAAAAAAAAAGAAUAAAAAAAAGAAAAGGAGAAUCUAUGGUUUUGAUAGAAAAGAAUAUACUCCAGAAAAUAAACUCAAGAUUUGUUGUCAGUCUAGCCUAUGCAUAUGAAACAAAAGAUGCUCUUUGCCUUGUGCUCACAAUAAUGAAUGGUGGUGACCUGAAGUUUCAUAUUUAUAACAUGGGGGGAGAACCUGGAUUUGAUUUGGAACGUGCAAGGUUUUAUGCAGCUGAAGUUACUCAAGGCUUAGAACAUUUACAUGCUCAAGGAAUAGUAUACAGGGACUUGAAGCCAGAGAAUAUUUUACUGGAUGAUCAUGGACAUGUUAGGAUAUCUGAUCUGGGCUUAGCAACAGAAAUUUUAGAAGGUGAAAUGGUAAGAGGGCGAGUUGGAACUGUUGGAUAUAUGGCACCAGAAGUAAUAGACAAUGAGAAAUACACUUUCAGUCCUGAUUGGUUUAGUCUUGGUUGCUUUAUAUAUGAAAUGAUUGAAGGUCAGGCACCAUUUCGGGCUAGGAAAGAGAAAGUUAAAAGAGAAGAAGUUGAACGGCGAGUGAAAGAAGACAAAGAAAGAUAUUCCUCAAAAUUUAGUGAUGAUGCCAAGUCCUUGUGUCAUGAGCUGCUGAAAAAGUCUGUGAAAGAAAGGUUAGGUUGUAAUAAUGGAAGAUACGGAUCACUGAAAGUGAAGGCUCACCCAUUCUUCAAAUCUAUCAACUGGAAAAGGCUGGAAGCUGGAAUACUUCAACCUCCUUUUGUGCCUGAUCCUCAUGCUGUGUAUGCCAAAGAUGUAUUGGAUAUAGAGCAGUUUUCCACAGUAAAAGGAGUAAAUUUAGAUGCUAGUGAUGAUACAUUUUAUAGUAAAUUUAAUAUGGGAAGCAUUUCUAUACCUUGGCAAAAUGAAAUGAUAGAAACAGAGUGCUUUCAAGAGCUAAAUGUUUUCGGACCUGAUGGAACUCCAAGUCCAGAUUUAAUGCUAGAUCAGCCUCCACCAGUUGAACCUUCUGGGUGCUUUCCAUUCCGUAAGAAGGCUAAAAACUGGAAAAUUCCUAACAAAGUGAAAACAUCAAAUAGCCAUGCUCAUUUGUCUUUAUCUGAAGAACCUAAUUCAUCUGUUCUGUUACUUCCUGUCUCUGGAGCUUCCAGUGGUGUAAAUUCCAUGGGCCAAGAACUGUCUUUCCCUGCUAGCUGAAAGGUAAAAUUUUAGCACAAAGUGAAUUGCCAAAAGUCAUUCCUGAAUGUGAUCAUAUUAGGCACUCAUGGUUUUUUUUUGGGCCACCAUGCAUCCCCAUUGACUUUCAUGUUUGAUGGUGUCUUUCAUAUCUGUCAUGCUGUUGGAGUUCCUGUAGCGUGAUGUGUAAAUGUGUUAGUUGUGUACAGCUGGAUCUGUUCUCCCUUUUAAUAACUGACAAGCAUGAUGCUUGGUAAAUAAAACCAACGUCUUGUGCAUUUCCUUUCUGAUACCAUUAUAUAAGUACAAUUUAAUGCAACUUUAACUCAAAGAACUGUUGUGUUGAUAACUAUUAAUUUUUUAAACAACUCAGUCUUCAUCUUGAUAUUUCUAUUUCUUCAUUCAUUCAUUUAUUCUGUGUUUUGUGCUGAAGCCUGAUCUGAAAAAAGCUAGAGGAUAUAAUUUCUAGCAUAUCUAGACGUGUGUGCCAUUUUUGUUAAAUGUUGUUAAUCUGUCAGUGCAUUUUUAAUUACAAUGGAUAUGAUUGCAGUUGUAUAAGCUAUUAUAACUGCAAUGUCUCUCAUUUUGACUGAAAUCAUUUCAAUGAAGUAUGCAAAGGUUAGCUCUAAUAAAUUAAUCAUUCAAAGUUUAAUAUUGCUUUAGUUCUCUAAAAUACUGUACGUUAUCCAUAUAAUUAAAGUAAUUAAUAAUUACUGUGAUGCUUUAUUAUUUGUAGAUUGUGUAUCUACAAUAAAAGUUUUAGUCUGUAGAUUGGAUUUAGAAGUUAGCCUUUGCAAUCAUAGAUUAGAAUGAAAAGUAAUUUUUUUACAUGCUUCGAUUUCUCAAUAUCUUAAAUAAGCAUAGAAUCUUGAUUCUAUGAAUAAUGCUGUAAUGCCCCAUGGGUAUUGAAUACUAAAUAUAUUAAAUGUAUCAUCAAUAGUUAGGGCUUAUGGUUUUUGUUAUUAAACUCUUUUAAAAAUUACAUGUAAAAUAUUGUUUAUGUAUUUUUUAAAAUUUUAAUUCCAAAUUUAUACAGUAUUUUUAAGCAUAUAUAGUAUACUUUAAAAAGAAAGUUAAAACAUUAUAAUGCAUACAGGUUACUUGAGGCUAAAGUAAAUGGUCUGCAUGUGCUAAAUUAUAUUUUAUUAAUUUUUUCUUCCUUCCAAGGAAAAUAAGGGAUAAAUGUGAUUCUACUGAAGCUUUGAAAUGUCACAUUUGACAAACUUCCUAGCAUGGUUUACAUGAAGUAUUCCAGAGCUGAAGUAAGUUAUAGAAAUGCGAUCUGAUUUUAUUGUGGAAUAGUAUUAAUCGCGAUUCAAAUGUUGAGAUGACCGCUUAUCUUAAGAUCUUAACACUGUUUAGGCUGUAUUGAAUAUAUACAUAAAGAUUAUUUGCAGAACACGAUUCAAAUGUUGAGAUGACCGCUUAUCUUAAGAUCUUAACACUGUUUAGGCUGUAUUGAAUAUACAUAAAGAUUAUUUGCAGAACACGUUUCAUAAAGAACAUGCAUUCUGUUUCAAAAUUUUGUCCUAGAGAAAAUAGUUUAUAUAGUCCAGCAGAAGUAAGAUACUAUAUCUUUGGGAUAGAAAGUAUUAUCUGGGAUGUCUUGUGAAGUUUGAAAACACUACUUUGUGAAAUUCUAAUCCAUUUAAAAUACUAUUACUACUUUAAGCAUUGUUGAGCUGUCGGUCAGCAAUUUUAUUUGCAGAUCUGUAGGUUGUAAAUUUGGAAUAUCUGUAUAGCAUAGCAUAUUGGAUUGACUUCAUGAAAUAUUACACAUUAGAGGUUUUAAUUGAAAGUCUCUUUUCUUAAUAUAAUGUUAACAAAGCAAUAUUCUUAGACUACUACAUGACUGUUUCUAAUUUUUUAAGCAGUAGAUUAAUAUAAAAGAACUCUUAUUUCAGUUUUAGGAAUCUGCAGGAAAAAUGAUGUGAAAUAUUUUCCAUACUGACUACAUAUGCUGCCUUGAAUGGCGUUGUAAAUGGAAGGUUCAAUUUCAGAAGAAUAAUGUUCAUGAAACAUUAUACUUGACAUAUUAUCUGCCAAUAAAAUGCAUAAUUUUGACUGCUAAUUAAUCUCCAGGGUAGUGUUAUGUAAUGAAAAUGGGAAUUAUUCUGAAGACUGAAAAUCUUUUGCAUUCUGUGUAGUCUUCCAUUCUCCAUGACACAUAGGAUUUCAUGAAGGCUAUGUUUUCUUAAAAUAAAUAAAAGUAAUAUUGCUAAAAUUAAGCUUUGGCCAACAAUCAAGAUAUUAAGUGCAAAAAUAAUCUCACAAUGGGAAAAUUUAGGCAUUUUUCAUACUUGAUAUUAAAAGAGUAUUUCAUCUGUUUCUUAAUUUCUUUCAAAUGUUUCAUUUCUGUCUUCUGAAAUGGUUUCAGUUUAAACUCAAGGGGAAAUUGGAUGGGCAUUGAAAACUUGUGAUUUGAAGCUGCUAAAAAUAACAUAAGCUUUGAGUAGUUAUAAAGAAGCAUAUUACUUAAAAUUAUUUAUUUGAAGUACAUAAGGAAUCAAAUUAAGUGGUCAAAACUAUGUGCACUUAACAUGCUUAAGAUAUUUUUCCAGGAACUAUCUGAAAAACUUGCAGAUGAGCAUAUAUAUUUGAAAUCAUGUAAAAUAGAUGUUCUGAGUAAGAUAUUCUAUGAACAACUGAUUUCGGCAAUGUUUUAUUUCCAGCGUUAGAUUAAUUAGUUGUGACAAAGCAAAUGAAGGCUUACAAGUUAAGGGAGGGAUGCAUUUGCAAUGUACUUUCUAAGAGAAACUGUCUCAUGUGAAUUUUAUAUAUGGGGAAAACCACAGAAACCCCAUGCAGCCAAUCAAUUUACUGGGACUUGAUUCUAGGUCAAACUGCCAGUGCUUAGUAAUCUUUAUUUGUGGUAUAUUUAGCUAUUCAGUAAUAAGUAUAUCUUUUAUAAUCCCAUGUUUGAACUUGGAUUAUAAUGCCAGCAUUUAGUGAUCUUAUCUUAGUCUCCAUUUUUUAAGUACAAAGGACAUAGAGCACAUUAAAAAAAGUGGGGGACUUUAAGAGGUUCCCAGUUUCAGAACUGGGAUCCCUUUGUGCUAUAAGAUGCUGAAGUACAUAAUAAUGUUUGUGCUGUUUUAGGGAACAGAAUCUGAAAUAAUGCAAUUUAUCAUGUGAAAUUAUUAAAAUUUUUCUUGCCAUAGAAUAUAUUUCAUUUUACAUAUGCAAUCCAUUCCUGGAGCUUUGCAUUGUGACGUGAAUUGAAAUAAGCAGUAUUUGAUAUAUUUUUAACCACAUUUGCAAUUGAUUGUUUGUCAAUGUAUGUUGCUUUUCUAUAAUUUGAAUGAUAAGAGAUUAAUGUAAAUUAAUUCUAUAAUUUUGAAUGAUGAGAGAUUAUUAAUAUCAAUUAAUUAUAUAAUUGAAUGAUAAGAUCUUGCUUCAGGUCUAGGGUUCAAACAAAUCAAGCUCAUGCAAUUUUUUUUUUUAAAUUUAACCUUUGUAAUUCUCAAUUUUAGUUUUCUUGAAACUUUCUGAAAGUUUUAAAGACCAGAAAAAAUUCAGGUUUGGUAAACCUUUUGGAUGGCUGAAAUAAAUUUAUUCACUUUUUUAUUUGUGUUAUUGAAAAUUCUAUACUAAAGAUUUUUUUAAAGUUAGUUUGAGUACAUUUUUGGGGGGCAUUAUGACCAUGUUAGAUUGAUUUUUAGCAAGAUUUGAUUAUAAUAAAAUUACAGCAUUAAGGUUCCAUGAAAGUGAAAAGAAUCCGGAUUCAUGAGUACAAAAAUAUUAAAAAUUAAUAUGUCAUGCAAACUUCAUAAUCAAUUUAGUUAAAUCAAUAUUGUAACAUUAAGAGUUAUUUAAAAUUCUCCAAUUAUUGCGAUGAUUCUACUUAAUUUAGAAUUUAAUACAAAUAGCAAAAUUCAUAUGCCCUCUAUUAAUGAUGCAUAUGCUGUUGUUGGGGCAUAGGAAUUAAAUCUCAUUUUAGAUGUUUUAAUUGUUUAUGCUCAGCCUAGAACCAAAUCUAUAAUAACUGAUAUAUGCUUAUGUUCAUUAUAAUUAUAAAAGCUAAUUUCAUACUGUAUAAAUCCUAAAAGAUAUCAGUCUGGUUGGUUUAAUUACUAUGGAGAAACCAACGUAAUUUUAAGAAGUCUGCUGUAGUAGGCAGAAUAUAUUCAUAGUAAAUGUCUUAUGUUUGUUUUUAUUUUAGUAACUCAUGAAAAAUUUUAUAAUUCAGUUUUUGGAAAUACUGAUUUACUCAUAUAUUCCCCCCCCAGUAGCUUUUUAGCACAAGGUCCUGAAAAAUUUUUAAAUUGUCAUGUAGUUUUUCUGUUCUUCAAGAUGUUCCAAAAGCGAGCUUCCGUAAAUUUUGAAAUGGACUCAUCUACCUAUUGUAUGUUUUUGUCUUAAUUUAUUUACUUAUGGAUUUUGGGUGUAUGGGCUAUGAUUGAUGAAGCAGUAGUAAUGAAGAACUUGCAUAUACCUAAUAUGCUGAUGGUUCUGAAGAUUGUUGCACAUGGAAAGGCAGACUGAACAGUGGCAAAGAUGAUAACAGUGGUGAUAACGGCGAUAAAUUACAUUGUAGUAGAUGACACAGACAUCAAUUUCAGCAGUAUUAAAUGAUUUCAGGCCUAGAGAGCAGCAGUGACAGCAAUAAGAGCAGGUGAAAUUCAAGAUACAGUGAAGUAGAAAUGGGGAUAUCUUAUUAGAUAUUGCUAGGUAUUCUUAUUGAAAUGUAUGUUUCAUUAAAUGAAUAUGAUAGAGAUGUCUUAUUAGAUAUAAGUAGGCAUUUUUAUUGAAAUGUAGGUUUCUUUUAAAUGAAUAUGAUAGCUACAGAUAGUUUAUCUAUGGCUACUUUUCAUUUGUUAUGUUCUUAGUGUAACUCCUCCUUUGGAAAUUAAAUUAUUCGCCUAAUGUUCCUCUAGAUUUUUAUGCGAUGAAUUACUAAAAAAAAGGAGGGAAUACAUGAGUAAAAUAGAAUAUAUCAAAGUGUAUCAUUUAAAAAUGUUUCCGUAUUCUGAUUUUUUUAUCAUAAUUAUUUUUGUCUUUCAUAAUGGCUGUAGGAGAUUGGCAACUGGUAAUAGUAUUACUUUAAAAAAUUUGCCAUUAAAUGUGCAAUGUGAUUAACUGUAUUACCAAUAUAUGAUACUUAACAAGGAAGGUUGAUUUUUGCACACUUCAGGAAUUAUCUGUAUAAAUGUUUUUUAAUGCCUUAAAAAAGUUAUUAUUUUUACUAUAUGAGUUUUACAUCCUACCAAAAUAGAGAUUGUUGCCAUUUUAUUUUUGAGAAAUAUUUGUUGUAAAAGUUUUGAAUGAGUAAUGCAAUGGAAAAAUUGUACAGCAAUGUCUGAAAGUAAUUAAGUCUUCUCUUUAUGGAAUGAAUGCAAAUACAGUCAAAAGUCGUUAAUUCGGACACCCAUAAUCUGGAAUGAUCUAUAAUCUGGACCUCAAAGCUAAAAACUUUCUGCGCAUGCGCCGCGUUGACACAUGUGCAUAGGUG